Messenger RNA from Diversispora eburnea, 903 nucleotides. NCBI's taxonomy places the organism in Eukaryota, Fungi, Glomeromycota, Glomeromycetes, Diversisporales, Diversisporaceae. The record is from the annotation of a GenBank genome assembly.
CCCAAAGCACUGAAUCCUUCUGUGCCCGAAAUAUCCAAUCCACUUGAGACGGUUGAUUCCCCCGAAAUGCCGAGUCCUUCUGUGCCCAGUUCACCUGAGACAGUUGAUUCCCUUCAUAAAUAUGAAACAAGUCCUGGGCAAGCCCAAAAGUUUCUAGCAGAUGACAGUGCGGUGGAAUUUGAUGAUGAAAUGGGGUUUAAUAUGAUCUUCUUCUAUGAAAACCUAGAUAAGGGUACGUUUGAUGAGCAUAAAGACGACUGGGUAUUAAUAUAUAAACAAGAAAUUAUAAAGUAUGACCCAGAAUGCAUGAAAAAUGAGUUAGCGGAUCUCGAAGAAGAGAUGCCCGGUUCAAUCUACUUUCCAGUAGAUCAAAGGCGUCAUGAAGAUCUCGUGAAAGUUUUACCAGCAAGAACAGUAAUAGCACGUCGUACCGAAAAUGAACACAUGGUCAGGAUCCAAGUAAGAAAAUUAGGAACAACAAAUUCUGUUAUAAUUGAUUAUAAUUUUCGUGAUCCUGUUGAGGGAAAUAAAUUGUAUAAAUCUGUUAUUGAUUCUGGCGCGCCGGAGACAAUUCUCCCUUAUAAUGUCCGUUCUAUACUUGGAAACAAAGGGUGGAAUCCUCACCGUUUUCGUGCCACAGGUUACGGAUCUCCCUCUCUUGUUUUUGUUGCAACAGAAACAUUCGAAGUGGCAAUUGGUGAUAAUGAUACUUGGAGUAAAUGGGUAAGGACAAAUACCUUAAGAGUAUGGCAAAGAAAGCCCGGAAAUCAUAUUGAUAGUUCCCUUGUUGGAUGUGAUGUGUUAAACCAAUUUUUCUUUGUGCAUCAGCCGGAUCAAGGUUAUAAGUUCCUAAGAGCUACAGACGAAGAUCCUUUAACCAAUUUCAUUAAUGGUCUUAUUUAA